UCGCGCGCCGCGCUCCUACCGUUGUACGUUUUCAAAACAAAACAGCCGUUCGAUUGUUCCAAUUUGAAAAAUCCACCACAAAACGAUCAAACACAUCGCAGUAUUCACAAACAACGGGCAACAAGUGAAACAGAGAGUGUGCCGUGUUCGUCUUGUCGCCUCCUAGCGCUGGUUCGCGAAACACGAUAGCUUCAACAUUCUACAACUAAGUCUUGAACUGAAAAUGUGGUGGGUGCAGUGCUGCGGUUGAUAUGUGUUGUACAAGUUGACACAGCUGUGGAUUGUUUUAUUAACACGAUGAUAUUCAUACGAUUAACAUGCGUUCUAAUAAUAGCAUCAAUGUCAUCAUUAGCCGUCCAGUUUCCUCCGAAUCCCACGUCAGAUAUGUCUGCAGAUGAGAAAACUCCAAAGGCCAAUAAAACUAUUGAACAAUCGGAGGAAAGCGGUCAUGAAAUAGAAACGGAUGUCGAUGAAGGAAAAGAGAAAAAGUUUUUAGAUGACGCUAUGAGAACAGUACUAGAUCCUAAUACCUUAAUUAUAAAGACCAAUGAUAUAGUCGAAACUUUUAAAUAUCAAUUAGAAGAAUUAGAUAAGGUUAAUACUACUCUUGACGUUUUUAUGGACGAAAUGGAUAAAUUAAGUUUGGAUGUUUGCAAAACUUCACAAGAUGCUUUGUGGUCCUACGUCACUGAUAUAAACAAUGAAGCUAAGAAGAACAAAAUGGUUCGAAUAGCUGCAGAAGAGGAUGAAAUAAAAAAGCAAUAUUGGAACAUAUUGAAAAAGAAAUACUUGAAUGACGAACAGAUUAUGAAUGAUCCGAAAAUGAAGAGGAAGAUAAGAAUAAUAAAAGAACGAGGGACCAAUGUGCAGAUGCCGCAAAGCAAGCAAAGAGAAGAAAUUGAUACAAUGCAGAGAAUUUGGAGUCGUGUGACAGUUUGUGCAUAUAACACAUCAUGCAACUCGGAAGAUUCGGUACGAACGAUGAGUGACGUAAUAACGAUCUUUAAAACAAGCAACGAUACAAAGGAAUUGGCGUAUUAUUGGAAAGUUUAUCGCGAUACGACCGGAAAGAAAAUACGUCCCAUAUUCAAAGAUUAUGUGGUUAGAAUGAAUAGAGUGGCAGAAUCUGAAAACUUUACUGAUGCCGGUGAUAUGUGGCGAUAUGCUUUUGAAGAUGACGAUUUCGUUGAAACUGUAGAUAGGAUAUGGCAGGAAAUCAAGCCAUUCUAUGAUUUAUUGCACGACUAUGUAAGAGCAAAGUUGAAAAUUAUAUACAAGGAUAUUCUAAAAAGCAAUGACAAAAUGAUUCCAGCCCAUAUAUUAGGAAAUCUGUGGGCUCAGGAAUGGCAAUCUAUAUAUCCAAAAGUAGUCGCAUAUGCUGACCAUAUGAGGCCAAAGCUACCAGCAAAUGAGACUAUACACUCAAAGGACUUGUUUGAUGCAGUUGACGAAUUCCACCAAUCACUUGGUUUUGAAAGUGCGAAGGAUUCUUAUCAGGACAUUAAAGAAACAAUGACUACCGCCAAUUGCUUGCCGUCCAGUCACGACAUGUGCGAUGGAGUUAGUUACAAGAUAAAGUGGUGUGGUGAGAAGGUGACGGAUGUGGUUGUUGGCCUGUCGCGAGCCGCCAGACUUUUGGGACACGUCCAAUAUUUCAAACACUACAGGAAUCUUCCCCCGUUAUACAGGGAUGGGCCGAAUCCAGCGAAUAGCAGUAAUCAACGCAGUGCCCAGCCGGCUGUCACAAAGGCCCUUCCUAUGCCGAUUGACGUUGUCAGGUCUCUUGUAGUAGGUCGAAGGCCUACCUCCAUAAUCCGGUCACAAUUCGCGUUUCACGAUGCAAUCUCCGACAUCGUUGCCGUUCAGUUAACCUCGCCCGAGCACUUGAAGACCCUGAACUUGGUGAAGGUUGAGACUGGUCCCGAGGUGACUUUGAACCAUCUGCUUUGGGUCGCCUUGGAGAAGUUCCCGCUGAUGGCCUUCGCGUAUGUCCUGGAUAAGUGGCGGUGGGAUGUUUUUGGGAACAGCAGUUUGGAGAAUUGGAACCAACAUUGGUGGGAUUUGAGGAUGAAAGAAACAGGAGUUUCUCCACCGGUUCCAAGGAACGAGACUGACCUAGAUCCGGCUGCGAAGUACCAUGUAGUGUCACACGUCCAGUACAUUACAUACCUGAUAUCGCAUGUUUUGGAAUUCCAAAUCCUGUUAUCGCUUUGCAAGAGAGCGAACCACACGGGACCUCUUCACGAAUGUUCUAUCUAUGGAGUUAAGGAAGCAGGAAAACUUCUAAGUGACGGCAUGGCUCUCGGCGCAAGCGAGGAUUGGAGAACAGUCCUGCACGCGAUCACUGGUGAAACAGAACUAUCCACAGAUGGUAUUCUCCAAUAUUUCGCCGAACUACAAAAAUUCCUUAAAGAAGAGAAUGUCAAAAUGGCUGUUAUAGGCGAAGGUGACAUGGACCAGAGCGCGCCAAUCAUUGUGGGUGCCAUAGUAGUGUUAUUGACAAUUCUUAUUAUAGUCCUAUACUGUGUUAAGAAACACGAUGUUGGCAGCAAAGUGUUUUCCGUUUGCGGUCUAAGUAAAAAUGGCUCUUUGGACAUAGUGACAAACGAAUUGCCACAAGGUAAGAGCAACGAAGUAGAUGGGAUUAGUGAAGAUAAGGUUUGAAUAGUAAGCUAGAAUAAAUCUGAAUGUGAUUACACUAAUGUUUAUUUUAUAAGUGAAAGUAUUGCAGAAAUCUAGGACAGGACCAAUAGAGAUAAGAUAAACAAUUAUUUAGCAGUUAUCGUGACAGUGAUUAUAAACAAGUUAUGAUUUGAUUACAUAAUAAGGUAAAUAUAUUUGUGUGAAAGUUUUGAAUUAUUGUUUAUAAAUAAGUUCUAAUUGCCAUGGGUAUGUUAUUACGAAUAAACUUUAUUGAUUUAUCAUCGUUGAU
Molecule: messenger RNA, 2932 nt
Organism: Trichoplusia ni (cabbage looper)
Lineage: Eukaryota; Metazoa; Arthropoda; Insecta; Lepidoptera; Noctuidae
Product: angiotensin-converting enzyme-like
Exons: 12
Coding region: 298-2664 (788 amino acids)
Biological process (GO): proteolysis
Cellular component (GO): plasma membrane
Molecular function (GO): metallopeptidase activity; peptidyl-dipeptidase activity
Source: RefSeq, a predicted model, not a curated record